Messenger RNA from Kluyveromyces lactis, 807 nucleotides. RefSeq lists its product as uncharacterized. Gene Ontology annotation, cellular component: endoplasmic reticulum. The transcript has a single exon. Bases 1 to 807 code for a protein of 268 amino acids. The record is from RefSeq and is a predicted model, not a curated record. Gene Ontology annotation, biological process: endoplasmic reticulum tubular network organization; membrane organization. NCBI's taxonomy places the organism in Eukaryota, Fungi, Ascomycota, Saccharomycetes, Saccharomycetales, Saccharomycetaceae.
AUGAAAGUUAUCCGUAAGAAGGAUUCCAAGGUUGAUAUCAAAGCCAAGCAAAGGGCAAUUUGGAUUGUUGGUCAUUAUUUGACUCUAGUUUUAGGAGCAUUAUAUGUUUUGUAUGCUUUCAAACACAAUUUAACUGUUUACAAGAGAAGAUCAUGGAAGACUCUGUUUUUGUUAGCAAAGCGUAACGUUCACAAGGUCACCUGGAAGAAUAGCACUUGGAGCCAAUAUUUGAUCAGUUGGUACCCAAAUUUAUGCUAUCAAGGGUCAUUGCUCGGUGUUUUCAUGUCUUAUGGUGUUACUGACUAUCAAAAAUGGUCUAAUACUUCACCCUCAUUUUAUGACUUGUUAAGCUCAGAGAAUUCCCAAGGCAUUAUGAUGGCUAGCCUUUGGAUGGUCAGUAGAAGAUCAUCGUUCAAACUAUUCCCAUUGAUGAUUGUGAGUUAUUUACAUAUUUCGAAGAAGGACGAGGUUAAAAAUACCGAAAUUUCUGAGAUCACUUUGAAGAACGCCAAGCUUUUACAUUUGAUGGCAUAUUCUGAAUUGAUUGUUAUUUUAACUUUAGCAGUCAACACAUUGCUUUUCAAGGAAGCGAUUUCAGGGUUUGUUCUACUAUUCACAAUUGCUAUCUUCUGGUUGAGAUUAAACUUCUCUCCUUACACGCAAGCAACUUUAUUGAAAUUGUUGUUAAAAGUUGACAAGAAGGUUCCUGAAAGUCAGAAAGAGAAAUGGAAUUUCAUUAAGGGCUUCCUAUACAACAGAAUGAAGGAAAGAGAACAGGCUUUACAGAGAUUCAAAAUUGAUACAUGA